UUGCCGUGACCCAGAUGAAAUGUGACUGCCAACGUUUCCGUUCAGUCGACACGCGUAGUCGUACAACUAGCCGACAUUGUACUAGUUUAUUUGGCAAUUCUUGAUUACCGGGAAUUCCAGACGACAGGCAAUGGAGUCCUGAAGUCAACAGUAAGAUGUGUGCACCUUGUAUUUGUGUAGAAGAUUGGAGUGAUCCUGUAGUGGAAACAAGCUAACCCACACAUGGCCUGCGAGUCUGCUUUACCCGCCAUCAUGGACGAGCAGGCCCUCUUGGGACUGAACCCCAAUGCUGAUGCCUGCUACCGUCAGAGAGCUUUGGCAUAUUUUGAGCAGCUGAAGGAAUCUCGGGACGGCUGGGAGGUGUGUGCUCAGGCCUUGGCUAAAGGGAUUUAUGGUGAUGACCAUGUCAAGUUCUUCUGCUUUCAAGUGCUAGAGCAUCAGAUCAAGUUCAGGCAUGGGAGCCUCACUGGGGCCCAACAGCAGCUAAUUCGAGAGACCCUAAUGAAAUGGCUUCAGUUGCAGCUGAUGGGUGGGCAGCCCGAGAAGCCUUUCAUCAAGAACAAGGCAGCCCAGGUGCUUGCCCUCACCUUUGUCAGGGAGUACCUCACAAUCUGGCCUAAGUUCUUCUUUGACCUCCUCUCACUGGUGGGCCUGAAUCCACAUGGCCUGGACAUCUACUUGCGUACACUCAUGGCCGUCGAUGCCGAGGUGGUGGACAGGGACAUUCUGCAUUCUCCGGAGGAGACCCGCAGGAACACCCUGAUUAAAGACCACAUGCGGGAGAGCUGCAUCCCAGCUCUGGUAGAGUCCUGGUACCAGAUCCUCCAGACCUACCAGCGCAGCCACAGCGAGCUCACCUGCCAGUGCCUGGAGGUGGUUGGAGCCUAUGUCUCCUGGAUUGACCUCAACCUCAUCGCCAACGACAGGUUUGUCAAUCUGCUGUUGAGUCAUAUGUCGGUGGAGGAGCUAAGAGAAGAGGCCUGUGACUGUCUGUUUGAGAUCAUAAAUAAGGGCAUGGACCCAGUGGACAAAACCAAACUGGUGGAGUCUCUCUCUCAAGUUCUGCAGUCAGCCGGGUUCUUUAAUGUUGAGCAGGAGGAGGAUGUGGACUUCUUGGCAAAGUUCUCACGUCUUGUGAAUGGGAUGGGCCAGGCUCUUGUGCUAAGCUGGACUAAACUGACUAAGUCAGGAGAUGUGAAGGUUGCCACAGAAACACUUCAAGCACUGGAGGCCAAGGUGCCCCUGUUGCUGCAGCUGCUCGUCCACGAGGAUGACGACAUUUCAGCCAACAUUGUGGGCUUCUGUUAUGACUACCUACAUGUCCUCAAACAGCUCCCUCUGCUCACUGAUCAGCAGAAGAAUAAUGCUGAGGCCAUCAUGCUGGCUGUUAUGAAAAAGCUGACAUAUGAUGAUGAAUACAACUUUGAAAAUGAGGGUGAGGAUGAGGCCAUGUUUGUGGAGUACAGAAAGCAGUUGAAGAUGUUGCUGGAUCGCCUGGCUCAGGUGUCCCCAGAGUUGGUGCUGGAGUCGGUGCGCAGAGUGUUCACCAGCACCAUGCAGGGCUGGCAAACAGCACGGUUCAUGGAGGUGGAAGUGGCCAUCAGGUUGUUCUAUAUGCUGGGGGAGGCCCUGCCUGCAUCACAUGGUGCUCACUUCACAGGCGACGGCAGCAAAGCCAGUGCACUCCAGGACAUGAUGAGGACGCUUAUAUCCAGUGGGGUAAGCGAGUACCGGCACACCUCAGUCACGUUGGAAUUCUUUGAGACUGUCGUCCGCUAUGACAAGUUUUUCAUAGUGGAGCCGCAGCACAUUCCGAGCAUCCUGAUGGCAUUUCUGGACCAUCGCGGUCUGAGACACAGCAGUCCGAAAGUGCGAAGCAGAGUGGCUUACCUUUUCUCCAGGUUCAUCAAAACGCUACAUAAACACAUGAAUUCGUAUAUUGAAGACAUCCUAAGCCGAAUACAGGACUUGCUGGAACUGGCUCCACCUGAGAAUGGCUUCCAGGCUCUGCUCAGCAGUGAUGACCAGCUGUUCAUGUUCGAGACAGCCGGCGUGCUCAUUGUGAAUGGCGAGAGUCCUGCAGACAGGAAGCAGGCACUCAUGCGCAGCUUGCUCACACCUCUCCUGGAGGCCUUUCGCCUGCUACUCAACAAGCUGACACAAGAGGGCGAUGAGGACAGGCAGACGGCCCUUGCCGACUGCCUCAGUCAUGCCGUGGGCUUCGCCAGCCGCACCAGUAAGGCGUUCAGUAACAAGCAGACGGUGAAGCUGUGUGGCUGCUCCGAGGUCUACCUGGACUGCCUGCAGACUUUCCUGCCCGCGCUGAGUUGCCCUGUACAGCGGGGGGCACUGCGCAGUGCCGUGCGCUCCUUCCUCCACCGCAUGAUCAUCUGCCUGGAGGAGGAGGUGCUGCCCUUCAUCCCGGCCGCGUCCGAGCACAUGCUGAAGGACUGUGAGCCCAAAGACCUACAGGAGUUCAUCCCUCUCAUCAGCCAGAUUACGGCCAAGUUUAAGAGCCAGGUAUCUCCAUUCCUGCAGCAGAUCUUCAUGCCACUGGUACUUGCCAUCUUUGAGGUGCUGUCCCAGCCAGCGGAGGACAAUGACCAGACGGCUGCCCUCGAGAAGCAGAUGCUGAGGAGAAGCUACUUCAGCUUCAUCCAGACCAUCGCCAGCAGUGGCAUGAACGAGGUCAUGGCCAACCAGGGUGCUGAAAAUAUUGAACGUGUGCUGUUCACCAUCAUCCAGGGAGCAGUGGACUUCCCUGACCCUAUUGCCCAGAAGACCUGUUUCAUCAUCUUGUCAAGACUAGUGGAGCUCUGGGGGGGUAAAGAUGGUUUGGUUGGAUUUCCAGACUUCAUCUACAAACACAUCGUCCCAGCAUGUUUCCUGGCUCCUCUCAAAACGACCUUUGACCUCUCAGAUGCUCAGACUGUCCUGGCCUUGUCCGAGUGUACGCUGACCCUGAAAAUGAUUCAUCUCCGGAGGGGGCUGGAGUUUAUUCAGUUCCUUCAACAGGAGUACCUGCCUUCUCUGCAUGUGUCACCUGAGAUCACACAGGUCUAUCUGUUCUCUUCAGGAACUCUGUCAAGUGCUUCAACAGCCUGACACCAAGGUUGUUAAAAACUACAUGAAGGCAUUCUUUCAACAAGCUAAACUGUAAUAACUGGAAGGACUCUGGCUGAUGGGGACAGCAGACAGUGUCACCUACAGGAUAAAGACAGAGCAUAGCUUAGAAGCUGCUUUUUGCACUUAGAGAGAAGCUUAACCAUCCCCAUCCCCAAGGGGUCUAUGGGAAAUGGUGCUGAAACAGGACUCCCAUGAGGAUGAGCUAUCAGUCAGCAGUGACCUCAGCCUUCCAGUGACCUAGGCCCAAUCAGAGUUGUGCUCUCCAUGUGGGUUUGACCUCCUGCUUUGGGGAACAACAUUCAUCAUUGGCCAAUUUGACAAGGUGGAAAGCUCAUGGUCAGCAGUGGUAGAAGCUUCAAUUGGAGAGAAAUUUCUUUCCUAAGUUACCCGUACCUACCUAAACGAGGAGGGAAAAGUUUGGCGCUUAAAAAUAUGAAAUGAUCUGAGUAAUAUUUUGUAUUUUUUGACAGUGCUUUUUCAGUUUAGUAAUCCAUAGGGAUUGUUUGGUUUUUUUUUAAUAUGUAGAGCAUUUAAAAAUGUGAUUUUUGUUUGAACUGUGGAAACAAGGUUUCUCUAAUGCAUUGGAACUAAAGAAGGGCUGGUUUAAGAAUUUUAUUUAAUGAUGGGGAUUUUUUUUGUCAUGGGAUGGAAGCAUUUUUAUUUUGAAGUGAUGUAGGAGGGAUAUGAAAGUGUUUUUGAUCCUGACCACCUGGGUCUAAACUUUUUCUCCCAUGAAGUUAUGUGACCAGGACCUACUUCCCUUUCUGAUUUGUAAAAUAAACCUUUGUUCAUGGUAUGUUAAAUGAGGUGUAACCCAUUGUUCUGUGCAGUACCUCAUCACCAUGUCUUAAAGUUAGUCAUCUUUCCUUAACCAUGAAACACUAAACCAAUAGCUGACCUUACAGCCAGGGUAAUAUCAUGUGAUAUUUCCAUAUAAUUCAGUUAAUUUUAAAGUCCUCAUUCCUAUGAGCUGUGCCAUCAUCACUGCCAGGCUGAGAUUUCAUCUGGCGUCCACAUGGCCAGGUUGUUCUGUGUGCUGGCCCAGCUGUUGGAGCUGUGUGCUGUUUCAGCAUUUGCCACAAAGGCAGUUUAGUGUUUUAGAGGAAUAGUUUGAAAGUUUGACUAUUUCCCCCUUCUGCAAAGUUAAUAAACAAACUUUGUUUUUGAAUUCA
Electrophorus electricus (electric eel) is the source of this 4298-nucleotide messenger RNA. RefSeq names its product exportin, tRNA (nuclear export receptor for tRNAs) (gene xpot). The record is from RefSeq and is a predicted model, not a curated record. Lineage: Eukaryota; Metazoa; Chordata; Actinopteri; Gymnotiformes; Gymnotidae. Gene Ontology annotation, molecular function: tRNA binding; small GTPase binding. Gene Ontology annotation, biological process: tRNA re-export from nucleus. Gene Ontology annotation, cellular component: nuclear matrix; cytoplasm; nuclear pore.